AUGGCUCCAUACGGUCAGAUUGUGAUUGGGCCUCCUGGUGCAGGAAAAUCCACCUUUUGUAAUGGUAUGAACCAAUUUCUCAAUUCCAUUGGCAGGAACUCGUUAAUAAUUAAUCUCGAUCCUGCCAAUGAUAGACUUCCAUAUGACUGUACUUUAGACAUACGGGAUGUCAUUACUCUAGAGGAAAUCAUGAAUGAUGAAGAGCUAAGGUUGGGACCGAAUGGUGGUUUGAUGCAUGCUUUGGAAGUUUUCCAAGAAAGUAUUGAUUUUUUCAUUGACAGAAUACGUGAAUUAAUCAAGUUGAGCAGAGAUGGCAAUUCAACUUAUGUGAUAUUUGAUAGUCCCGGUCAAACAGAGUUAUUUACAAAUUCACCUGUAUUCAAGGAAAUAUUCUUAAAAUUAAUCAAAGAAUUGGAUUUUAGGUUAGUCGUCGUGUCAUUAGUUGAUUCUAUGAACUUGACAAUCCCAUCACAUUGGAUUUCGUCUCUUUUAUUAACUUUAAGAUCGAUGCUGCAACUGGAUUUGCCCCAAAUAAAUGUCAUUUCCAAAAUUGAUCUGUUGAAGGGUUAUGUCGACAGUGAUAAAAUCAGCAAGAUGGAGCAAGCGAAGAGAGAAUUGUCAUUAAAUGACGAGGAAAAAGAGGAGAGUGAACGAAAUAGAGAAAAACAAUGUGAAGAGGACACCUUCCAAGGUGGGUUGCCUUUUAAAUUACAAUACUACACCGAGGUUGAAGACUUACAUUACCUUUUACCAUAUGUUGAAACAGAGAACAACCAAAGAUCGCAUAGAUGGUUCAAUAAAAAAUAUUCUAGGCUAACUGAAGCGAUUGUGGAAUUGAUUGAAGAUUUUGGACUUCUAUCGUUUAACGUUUUAUCUAUUGAAGAUAAAACCUCCAUGAUUAAUCUGUUAUCCCUGAUAGAUAAAGCAAACGGCUAUUGUUUUGGGUCUAAUGAGCUUGGAGGUGAUUCCAUCUGGACCGAUGCUGUGCGACAAGGAGGUAUGGGAUUCAUGGAAGAUAUUGAUAUACAAGAAAGAUGGAUCGAUGAAAAGGAAAGCUGGGAUGCCCUAGAGGAGGAAAAGCACAAGGAACUACUAGAGUACUAUAAGAAGCAAGGGAAACCUCUGGAUGAGGAAACAGAAUGGGAGGAAGCACUGAAAGAGUGGGAAGCAAACAACAAGAAAACCAUCUCAAACUAA
This is a messenger RNA of Pichia kudriavzevii, 1197 nucleotides long. RefSeq lists its product as uncharacterized. Gene Ontology annotation, molecular function: GTPase activity; ATP hydrolysis activity. The coding region runs from base 1 to 1197 and encodes 398 amino acids. Gene Ontology annotation, cellular component: cytoplasm. The record is from RefSeq and is a predicted model, not a curated record. NCBI's taxonomy places the organism in Eukaryota, Fungi, Ascomycota, Pichiomycetes, Pichiales, Pichiaceae. The transcript has a single exon.